Mya arenaria is the source of this 748-nucleotide messenger RNA. RefSeq lists its product as uncharacterized. Bases 148 to 534 code for a protein of 128 amino acids. Lineage: Eukaryota; Metazoa; Mollusca; Bivalvia; Myida; Myidae. The transcript is spliced from 3 exons. The record is from RefSeq and is a predicted model, not a curated record.
UGAGUCAUACUUUAAGGACCGCAUGAAGAAGGAAGUUAUUAACGGUUGAGUAAUUCACUCAAUACCCGAAAAGGCGCAUUUAUUUACUCAACACCUCACAACGUUACGAAAUAGUGGACGGAAUAAGUAAAUUCACCUUUGUUUAGUAUGCAGUCACCGGGAGCUACUGCAGGUCUUGUGAUCGGCUGCAUUAUCUUAGCGAUCCUAAAGAUUUUUCUGUGCUACUGGAUACAGCGAUGGAGGACAUAUUCUCAGCGACAAACAGUCGUUGUUAGAACGGAGGUCAACGUGGCAACUAACCCUCACCACGCGGGCUACAACCAACCUUUGGAGCAAGCCCGACCCCUAUCCACCCCUGGUCAUGUCCCUAAUAACCCAUCUUGGAACAACAAACUGCAUGCCCCCCCUGCGGGUCAUGAACAGCCCACUGGACAAGCCCGGCCCCAAAUCACCCCAGGGUACGUGGGCAACAACCAACCAUGGGCCAACCAUGCUCAAGACGAUGCCCCUCCACCUUAUUCCUUUACUGCUUGAGUUGUUCCCAACUGGAUGCCCCUGAAGGAAACACCAACAAACGCUCAUCAGGAUGUUUCUUAAAGACAUAUUGGGUGAUUCUUAUAACGAUAUUAUUUCCACGUUGUGUUCAGACACUGCUUUUUCUUUGUUUACCUAACCAUGUUUAGCUCCCGAGCUAUAGUUGUCCUAAUUAAUAAUUAAAUUGAAAUCGCUGUAUUAGGCGCCAGUGGUU